AACAAAUACUUGAAAUGUUUCGAGACCCUCGUUGUCUCUUUAUUUGAACACUUUACAAAGAAGAGCGUAGACUGACGGGUCGUGUGAUUUAUCUGUGUGGAAUAUAGGAAUAAACGAUUUAAUAACAUGGCUGAACAACUCACAGAAGAACAAAUAGCAGAAUUUAAAGAGGCAUUUAGCCUGUUUGACAAGGAUGGCGAUGGUACGAUAACCACUAAAGAGUUGGGCACUGUGAUGAGGUCAUUAGGUCAAAAUCCUACAGAAGCAGAACUCCAAGAUAUGAUAAAUGAGGUGGACGCUGAUGGAAACGGAACUAUAGAUUUCCCAGAAUUCCUUACAAUGAUGGCGAAAAAAAUGAAAACAGAAGACUCAGAAGAUGAACUUCGAGAAGCUUUCCGUGUUUUUGAUAAAGACGGCAAUGGAUUUAUCAGUGCUGCUGAGUUAAGACAUGUAAUGACAAAUCUAGGAGAAAAAUUGACUGACGAGGAAGUAGAUGAAAUGGUGAGGGAAGCAGAUCUGGACGGCGACGGACAAGUAAAUUACGAUGAAUUUGUCAAAAUGAUGCAGUCAAAAUAGAAGGAAUCUCAUUUAGUAGAAGAAAGCGUUUUCAAGCCUGAGCUAUUUUUGUGACAUUUUGAUCCUAAUUGAUCGUAACGUUAAAUCAUAAACAUUUUAUUCCACACAUUACCAACGAGUAUAAUUAUUUGCAGGACAAUAAACAGGUCAAAUGCUUUGCAAUCAUUCAAUGUUCAUACCAUGUUAAUAUCAUGCAUUUCUUAGAUGUAACUGGGUGUUAUUGUUUGUUAUACAAUUUCUAGGUUUUUGUGAAAUACAUGCUGUAAAUAAUAA
Ruditapes philippinarum (Manila clam) is the source of this 849-nucleotide messenger RNA. Its product is annotated as calmodulin-A-like. Gene Ontology annotation, molecular function: enzyme regulator activity; calcium ion binding. NCBI's taxonomy places the organism in Eukaryota, Metazoa, Mollusca, Bivalvia, Venerida, Veneridae. The coding region runs from base 127 to 576 and encodes 149 amino acids. The transcript has 5 exons. The record is from RefSeq and is a predicted model, not a curated record.